AUGGCGCGCUCGAGGGGCUCUGCCUCAAGAUUCGAGUGGACCACAAUCCUCUACCUCCUUGUUGUCCUCGUCGCUCCCCUCGCGCUUCUCGGAACCGUCCGAGCAGAUGAACAAACCACACUGAAGGAUGAAACGAAUUAUGGGACUGUGAUUGGUAUUGAUCUGGGAACAACCUAUUCGUGCGUUGGUGUGAUGCACAACGGAAAAGUCGAAAUCAUUGUCAACGACCAGGGAAAUCGAAUAACACCCUCGUACGUGGCCUUUACGGAUGAAGAACGUUUAGUGGGAGAUGCAGCCAAGAACCAAUAUGCUGCAAACCCACAACGAACAAUCUUUGACAUCAAACGUAUGAUCGGUCGAAAAUUUGCUGACAAGGACGUUACCAACGACGCCAAACAUUUCCCAUUCAAGGUUGUCGAGAAAGAUGGCAAGCCUAUGGUCAAUGUGGAAGUGUCGGGAACAAAGAAGAAUUUUACUCCCGAGGAGAUCUCGGCCAUGAUUCUUGGAAAGAUGAAGGAGGUUGCUGAGAGUUAUCUGGGCAAGACAGUCACCCAUGCAGUCGUCACCGUCCCCGCAUAUUUCAAUGACAACCAGCGACAAGCCACCAAGGACGCUGGUACAAUCGCUGGAUUAAAUGUUCUACGAGUGGUCAACGAACCUACUGCGGCAGCUCUUGCCUACGGUCUAGACAAGAAAGGCGGUGAACGUCGAAUCAUUGUCUAUGAUCUAGGUGGUGGUACUUUCGAUGUUUCGCUGCUCUCUAUCGAGGAUGGCGUUUUCGAGGUGCAGGCUACCGCUGGAGACACUCAUCUGGGAGGGGAGGACUUUGAUCAACGGGUCAUCUCCUAUCUUGCUAAACAGUACAACAAGAAGAAUAAUGUGGACAUCACGAAGGACCUGAAGACAAUGGGCAAACUGAAGCGUGAGGUUGAAAAGGCCAAGCGAACUCUCUCCUCCCAGAUGUCUACCCGUAUUGAAAUCGAAGCCUUCCAUGAGGGCAAAGAUUUCUCCGAGACCCUCACCCGAGCCAAAUUUGAGGAACUCAACAUGGAUCUGUUCAAAAAGACCCUCAAGCCUGUGGAGCAGGUGCUGAAAGAUGCCAAGGCCAAGAAGAGUGACAUUGACGACAUUGUCCUGGUUGGUGGAUCUACUCGAAUUCCGAAGGUCCAGUCUAUGAUCGAAGAGUAUUUCGGCAAGAAAGCCAGCAAGGGUAUUAAUCCUGAUGAGGCUGUGGCUUAUGGUGCAGCUGUUCAGGCUGGUGUCUUGUCUGGAGAGGCUGCUACUGACGAGAUCGUGCUCAUGGAUGUUAACCCGUUGACUCUUGGAAUCGAAACUACCGGUGGUGUUAUGACCAGAUUGAUUCCCCGAAACACCAUUGUCCCCACCCGCAAGUCUCAGAUCUUCUCCACUGCGGCCGAUAACCAACCAGUGGUCCUAAUUCAAGUCUUCGAGGGUGAACGAUCUAUGACAAAGGAUAACAAUCUUCUGGGGAAAUUCGAGCUCACUGGCAUCCCUCCAGCUCCUCGUGGUGUUCCCCAGAUCGAAGUGUCGUUUGAAUUGGACGCAAACGGCAUUCUCAAGGUCUCUGCUGGUGACAAGGGCACUGGCAAAUCGGAAUCCAUCACCAUCACCAAUGACAAGGGUCGCCUGUCGCAAGAAGAGAUUGAACGCAUGGUCCAGGAAGCCGAGCAGUAUGCCGAUGAGGACAAAGCCGCUCGUGAGAAGAUUGAGGCUCGAAAUGGUCUUGAGAAUUAUGCAUUUAGCCUGAAGAAUCAAGUCAAUGAUGCUGAGGGCUUGGGUGGCAAGAUUGAUGACGAGGACAAGGAGACCAUCCUCGAAGCUGUCAAAGAGGCCAACGACUGGCUAGAGGAAAACGCCGCCACAGCCACCAGUGAGGAUUUCGAGGAGCAAAAGGAGAAACUGUCCAAUGUUGCAUAUCCAAUCACCAGUAAACUGUAUAGCGGAGGUGCAGGAGGCAUGCCAGACUAUGGCGAUGAUGAGCCAAGUGGGCAUGACGAGCUGUAG
Messenger RNA from Endocarpon pusillum Z07020, 2025 nucleotides. Its product is annotated as glucose-regulated protein. Gene Ontology annotation, molecular function: ATP-dependent protein folding chaperone; ATP binding; ATP hydrolysis activity. Gene Ontology annotation, cellular component: endoplasmic reticulum lumen; endoplasmic reticulum chaperone complex; nucleus. The transcript has 3 exons. Lineage: Eukaryota; Fungi; Ascomycota; Eurotiomycetes; Verrucariales; Verrucariaceae. The record is from RefSeq and is a predicted model, not a curated record. Bases 1 to 2025 code for a protein of 674 amino acids. Gene Ontology annotation, biological process: cellular response to unfolded protein; endoplasmic reticulum unfolded protein response; protein refolding.